This is a messenger RNA of Candidula unifasciata, 720 nucleotides long. Lineage: Eukaryota; Metazoa; Mollusca; Gastropoda; Stylommatophora; Geomitridae. The record is from the annotation of a GenBank genome assembly.
AUGACUAGCUUGUCCAGAGAUGUUUUGAAAUGGCUGCAAAGUCUAGAUCUUGACAGCCAGAUAAAAAAUCCAAAAUGGGAUCUUUCGAACGGCUACGUUAUUGCAGAAAUUCUGUCUCGCUACUUCCCACAACAGAUCCUGAUUCAUUCAUUUUACAACGGAUGUUCCUUUGCGACGAAGAAGCAAAACUGGUUUAUUUUAAAAAACUUUUUUCUAAAAACUGACAUUGACCUGGAGAUGGAAAUAAUAAACGGAACAAUUCACUGUAAAGAGGGUGCAGCCGUUCGACUUCUAGAAACGUUGUAUGAAAACCUUACCAAUAAAAAGUUAAAGCGAACACUACCAGAUUUUGACGUAAUCACGCCAUAUUAUCUUCACCAAAAAUGCUUGCCCGCAUACCAAAGGACAACCGCUUCAAGGGCGGUGAAGAAUAAUCUCCGGUUAACUGAAAUACUUGCUGAUGAAGGCUUGUUUGACAGUGCACAGGGAGCACAGACAGUUAUCAACGAACACUUGGAGCAUCGUCGAUUGGAACGACUCUCCAAUCCCAAGAGAUUUGGAAUCAAACCAACACUUGGUGACUACUGUGUGAGGUCUAGUGGGCCAGCUAGGAAGCUGCGUUACGUUCCCAGCAACUAUUCAGGUGCUUCGGAAAAAAUGCCUGAACUGUACUGGAGGGAAAUCUGGGCAAAAUGUCCAUUUGUUUUCAGAGAUGAGUGA